AUGUCCCUCAGCUCCGAGGCGAGGCCAGGGGGGCUCCGCGCACUGCCCUCGCCCCGAGCACCAGCUCUGCAGCUUCCAUUGGCCGGCAACCGCAGCCAAUGGGAGCUGCAGGGGCGGUGCCUGUGGGCGGAGGCAGCCCACACCGCGCAGAGCUUUCUGGCCACACCUCCGCUUCGGAGCAGACGUGUUGCCGCUUCUGGGGAGCUGGCCGAGGGUCUCCGGGAGGCCCUGGCUGAGCACCGGCCCCUGAUGGGGAAGCUGCAGCGCGUCUCCGCCCAGCUGGCAGAGCUGAGCCCGGAGCAGGGGGCCCCGUUCCAGCAGCGGUGCCAGGCGGCGGAGGAGCAGUACGACAGCAUCCGGGAGCACGUGCGCCAGGCAGCCACGGUGCUGGAAGAUGCCAUCCCGCGCUACAGCCAGCUCACGGAGCGCAUGGACUUUCUGCUGGAGAGCCUGGAGCGGCUCCAGGGCCGGGUGCAGAACCCCCCCGCGGUCCGGGGCGACGCGGCCCACCUCCGGGAGCAGAUCUGCGAGAACAGCCUGGCGCUGGGCGAGCUGGAGAAGCUGGGGGUGGCACUGGAGACCGUGCGCAGCCAGGGGGCCGAGCUGCUGGCCAGCAUGCAGAUGGCUCACGCCAACGCUGCGGCGAAAGUCAUCCAGGAGCGCACGGAGCAGUUGUGCAGCCAGUGGCGCUGCCUUCGCGGGCAGGCCGAGGAGCGGGAGCGGUGGCUCAGGGGGCUGCUGGCGCUGGCCGAGCGGUUCUGGCAGGGGCUCGCUGAGCUGGCCGUCACCCUCACAGACACCCAGCAGAUGGUGCUGGACUUGGAGGAAGCCGGCUCCGACCCCGAAGCCGUCCGGGCGCGGCUCCACACCAUGCAGGCGCUGCGAGAGGAGAUCGACGCGCUGCAGAACGACCUGGACACGCUGGGCAUCCUGGGCGUGGAGCUGAUGUCGUCCUGCGGCGACCCGGACAAACCGGACGUCACCAAGAGCCUGGACGAUCUCUACUCGUCCUGGCACAGCCUGAGCAAGGUGUGGACGGAGCGGCAGGGCCGCCUGCAGGAGCAGCUCCAGGCUUCGCUACGCUACCAGGAGGCCAUGCAGAGGCUCUGUGACUGGCUGGCCACGGCGGAGCUGCGCAUGGCGGAGGAGUUCCUGGUUGGGGGGGACCUGGAGCUGGUGAGGCAGCAGCUGGUGGAGCUGAAGGAGUUCAAGAGGGAGCUGUACCAGUGCAAGGUGGAUGUGGAGAGCCUGCGGCACCAUGCAGGGGCUGAGGACAGAGGCCCCCCAGCUUUGCUGAGUGACUUCCGGCAGCGCUGGGAUUGCCUGGAGGAGGAGAUUGUCAGCCGCCAGCACCAGCUGGAAGCGGCGCUCCUGGGCUUGGGGCAGUUCCAGAACCAGCUGGAGGAGCUGGUGCAGUGGAUUUCCCACACGGCAGAGCAGCUGCAGGGCCGGAGACCGCUGAGCUUGGAUCUGCAGAGCUGUGAGAUCGAGCUGGCCAAGCACAAGGUACUGAGAAACGACGUCAUGUCCCACGCCCGGACAGUCCAGUCUGUGAACGAGGCCGGCCAGGGGCUGCUGCUCUCCAGCCUUGGGGACAGCACGGACGCGCUGCAGUGCAGCCUUCAGCAGCUCAACCAGCGCUGGGACUUUGUGCGGAGUGAGACCGAGAGCCGCCAGCUGGAGCUGGAGAACAACCUCAGCCAGGUGCAGGACAUCACGCUAGAGAUCAUGGACCUGCUGCAGUGGCUGGAGCACGUGGAGCUGCGGCUUUUCUUCUCCAAGCCCGUCUGGGACCACCCCGAAACCACCAAGGAGAAGCUGGCAGCGCACCUGGGGAGAAGGGUCCCGUGCACCCGCGCGGCGCGAGAGGCGUCCCCGGCCCUGCUCCAAGCCCCUGGCUGCACAGUGCUGCCGGAGAGCCGGGGCCGGCACUGCCCCCCUGCCGUGCCUCCACAGGAGCUGGCCAAAGAGCUGGAGUCCAAGCAGCAGGCGUAUAACAGCGUGAGGGACCGGCUGCAGCGCCUGCUGGCCUCCUGCAGCCUACCCCGGGCCUGCCACACCCAGCACAGCCUGCGCAUCCUGGAGCAGAAAUGGGAGAGCGUCAGCAGCCAGGUCCAGGAGAGGAAGGAGCGGCUGGCGGAGGGGUUGACACUCAGCACGGAGUUCCACAGCACGGCGCAGGAGCUGCUGCAGUGGCUGGGGCAGACGGAGCAGAGCCUGAGUGCCCCGGAGCCGCCCAGCUUCCUGCUGGAGAUGGUCCUCAGGCAGGUCCAGGAGCACAAGGCGCUGCUGAAGGAGGUGACGGCCCGCGGGGAGCAGCUGUCCAGCCUGGAGGCGGUGGCCGCUCGCCUGAAGGACGUGAGCAGGAAGCAAGACUGCGCUGUGAUCCAGAGCCUGGUGCUGACGGCCAAGGAGCGGGUGGCCAAGGUGCUGCGGCGUACUGGUGAGCGGGGCGCCGCGCUGGAGGACGCUCGCAAGCGUGCCAAGCAGUUCAGUGAGUCGCGGCAGCUCCUCCUGGACUGGAUGGAUGAGGUGGAGCAGACUCUGGAGGUCCCCGGUGACGCCGCCAUGAGCCAGGAGGAGAUCAAGUGCCAGCUGGCUGAGCACAAGGAGUUCCAGAAGCUGCUGCGCUCCAAGCGUCCCGUGUACGAGGCCACGCUGCGCAGCGGGCGCUUGCUGCGGGAGAAGGCCCAGCUGGCCGAGGACGUGCAGCCGCUGGAGGAGCUGCUGGGGGAGCUGAAGGAGCGCUGGGACGACGUGGGUGGCCGGGCUGUGGAGAGGCAGCACAAGCUGGAGGAGAGCCUGCUAUUCUCGGGCAAGUUCACAGACGCCCUGCAAGCCCUGCUGGACUGGCUGUACCGGGCCGAGCCGCAGCUGUGUGAGGAGGUGCCGGUUGGGGGGGAUCGCGACCUGGUCAGCGACCUCAUGGACAAGCACAAGGCUUUCCAGAAGGAGCUGGGCAAGCGAGCCAGCUGCAUUAAGAUGCUGAAGCGCUCGGUGAGGGACCUGACUCGGGGCAGCAACAGCGUCGACUCCCAGUGGCUGCAGAAGCAAAUGGAGGAGCUGAGCGGCCGCUGGGACCUGAUCUGCAAACUCUCCAUCUCCAAGCAGGGCCGGCUAGAGGCUUCGUUACAGCAGGCGGAGGAGUUCCACACCCUGGUGCGCUCGUUCCUGGCCCACCUGGCUGAGUCGGAGAAAACCCUCCGGCACGGCGUCUUCCCGGAGGAGGAGGCGGCCCUGCGCGAGUGCCAGAGCCAGCUGCAAGAGCUGAUGAAGACUCUGCAGUGCCAGCAGCUCGAGCUGGAGUGCAUCACGUCCCUGGGGGAGGAGAUCCUGUCUGCCUGCCACCCCGACUCCGUCGUCACCAUCAAGUCCUGGAUCACCGUGGCCAAGAGCCGCUUCCAGGAGGUGCUGAGCUGGGCCCAGCAGCAGGGCGAGCGGCUCCAGGCCCAGACGGCCAGGCUGUCCGCAGAGCGGGAGGAGAUGGGCCGGCUCGUCGACUGGAUUGCAGCUGCCGAGGAGUCGCUGAGCCUGAGGGACCAGGAGACACUGCCUGACGACGCCCAGCAGCUGGAGGAGCUCAACUCCCAGCACAUGGAGUUCAUGGAGGAGCUGAACCGCAAACAGCCGGAUGUGGAGAAGGUCACCAAAAGCUGCAAGCGCAAGCUGGCCCCGGAGCUGGGGCCGCCGACCACCCGCCGGCUGGCUGCAGGGCGACGCAGCGCUGUGAAACCCACCCGCACCACUCCCCAGGUGCCGCUCAUCGACCUGGAGCCCCAGAGCCCCCCCAUGGCGCAGCUCCUGCACCGCUGGCAGCAGCUCUGGCUCCUGGCCUUGGACCGGCAGUACCGGCUGCAGAGCGCCCUGCAGCGGCUGCGCGAGGUGGAGGAGUUUGCGCACUUUGACUUUGGCGUCUGGAGGAAGCGGUACAUGCAGUGGAUCAGCCACAGGAAAUCCCGCAUCCUGGAUGUUUUCCGAGGCAUUGACCGGGACCAGGAUGGGCGGAUCAGCCAGCGGGAGUUCGUCCAGAGCGUCCUCUCCUCCAAAUUCCCCACUAAUGUCCUGGAGAUGAGCGCCGUGGCCAGUAUCUUUGAUAUGAACAGUGAUGGCUUCAUUGAUUACUACGAGUUUGUCAGCGCUCUGCACCCCAGCCGGGACCCGCUGCGGAGGGUCGCUGACGCUGACCAGAUCCAGGACGAGGUAAACCGGCAGGUGGCCCAGUGCAGCUGCGCCAAGCGCUUCCAGGUGGAGCAGAUCAGUGCCAAUCGGUAUCGGUUCGGAGAGUCGCAGCAGCUGCGCAUGGUGCGGAUUCUGCGCAGCACCUUGAUGGUGCGAGUGGGGGGAGGCUGGAUCGCGCUCGACGAGUUCCUGGUGAAGAACGACCCCUGCAGAGUGAAGGGACGGACCAACCUGAAGAUCAAUGAGAAAUACCUGUCUCCAGACGCCUUAGGGGCCGCGACCGCCGGUGCCGGCAGCCAGUCAGCGCCCCCCUCCAAAGUGCUGUCCCCCAGCCGCUCCAACUCCAGCCUCAGCCUGUACAGCAGCGCCUCAGCCCCCAGCAGCCCCCUGGCCAGGAAGGCUGUCCUGCGCCGGACGCGCUCCGGAGACCGGUGCCCCCGUUCCCGCAGCUCCCUCCUGGCUGACGGGGCUGAGCUGAGCUUCUCCGCCCCCCAGGCCAGCACAGAGGCUGCGCCCCCAGGGGGCAGACGGCUCAGGGUGACGGCAGAGGCAUCCCCAGCCCCCUACGCCUGGAGACAGACCCUGGCAUCUCACCCGGCCCUGAAGACUCUGCCCUCAGCAUCCCUGGGGCUGGAACAGCAGCUGCUCCCGCUCGCUCUCCGCCUGGGGCCCGCCGAGACGUGGAGCCAGGCCCUGCUGCAGAGGCCGGGUCAUGCGCCCUUGGAACAGCCUCAAGGUUCAGGCCAGCUCUGCCCCGGGCCCUGGGGGGAAGCUGGGAGGGCAGAGGCUGCGCUUAGCUCCGGGCUCCAAGCACAACCCGAGCUCACAACGGGCCUGCACUUCGUGCUGUUCCCAAGCCAGGAGGGCACGACGGCGGGAGGAAGCCCUCGAGAUGGCACCGCACUCCACGGAGCCCUGGGGCUCGGCCCAGAGAUGGCAGCGCUGGGCCCGUGGCUUGGCGAGAGCUGCAUGAGCAGCAGUGCCUGUGGCUGGCCAGCGCGCCAUGCCCACACAUGCUGCUGCCCCUCGGGGCUGGCACUGGGGCAGGCACUGCCAAGCCCCGGGCGGGUGGCUGGUGCAGGCGUGCUCGGCGGCUCUUAUUCAUCCUGUUGCCAAGGCAAACAUCGCCGCGAUUCCUGCGAAAGAGGCGUUGCUGCUUCUCAGCUCAGCCGGCACCUGCGCCUCGGGCUCUCGCACCAGAGCCGACAGCGCCCCGCCCAGAACAGGAACCUGAGCUCGGCGGCCACCGGCACGGCCUGGAACCCCGGCGUCCUGACCCCAGUGCCAGGCAGUGCAGCGGCCCUGCUGUGCCUCCCACCCGCAUGGCAGCACAGAGCAGUGACAAGGGGCCAGGACUCGAUGGGUCCUGUGGGCAGCCCAGCCCCGGAGGCAACGUGGCCUGCAGCCACGCCCACCCCGGCACCAAGGCUCCAAAGAGCCUUCAGGGGUCACCACAAGUUCUGCUCCCGGUGA
Messenger RNA from Emys orbicularis (European pond turtle), 5652 nucleotides. Its product is annotated as microtubule-actin cross-linking factor 1, isoforms 6/7-like. The coding region runs from base 1 to 5652 and encodes 1883 amino acids. Gene Ontology annotation, molecular function: structural molecule activity; calcium ion binding; microtubule binding. NCBI's taxonomy places the organism in Eukaryota, Metazoa, Chordata, Testudines, Emydidae. Gene Ontology annotation, cellular component: intermediate filament; membrane; cytoplasm. The record is from RefSeq and is a predicted model, not a curated record. The transcript is spliced from 31 exons. Gene Ontology annotation, biological process: intermediate filament cytoskeleton organization; wound healing.